GCUAGCCGCUCUGCAGGCUCCACAAGAACUCGCAGCAAGGCUAAGAAGCCCCCAUUGCUGAAGGGACCUGGACCUCGGAAAAUCGAAGAUUGUAUCCUCAUAGAUCAGAGUGGUGUUCCAGUGGUUCGACUAGAUAUUCUGAUUUACCCUGGGUUUCCUUCGGUGGAUGAUCAACAAUUCUUCAAUCACUUGACCUCGUCUACCAAUUUGAUGCCCUUCCUACUAGUACAUCCUUGCUCCAGUUAUUACAAAACCUCAAAGAACGACUUCUCAGCUGCGGGUUUGUUUUUCCACCAAUGGCUUCAGACUCAAUUUUCCAAGACCACGAGCGCCUUGCUAUUCAGCCCCUUGCUUAUGUUGGUAGGGGUAAUCCAAACAACAACGCUCGCACCCCUCGUCUUACCCCUGGAAUUGUCACACCUACUAUGACGCUUCAGGAUUUACUCGAUGAUGUCAGAAAGUAUGCAAUUCCAAAAUAUGCGGUUACUGAAGAUAAUCGUUUCUUGCUUUGUACCAUCCUCCGGUCCAAUCAAGUUGCUCGUACAGUGAAUCUCCAUCGUCUUCAUUUAGGUUCUGAAGAUGCUGAAAGAGUGCACUUCUGCCUGCCUCAUCGAAUAUAUGGGUUGUUGAAAAGGGACUUCGAUGCUAACGUAGAUGUGGGUUAUCAAGCGCUCGAUGAGGAAGAACUGGAGCUAGCUUGCUCUGAACAUCAUGAAGACGAUGCGGAUACUCGAGUUAUUGCUCAAAUGUUAACGCUUCCAAGGGAAAACGAUUCCGAUGGUCGCAGUACAAGUUCGACUGCAGUAGUCCUUCGUCGAAGUCCUCGUUUCAAUGCCAGCCUAACAGUAUCGUCAACUCAGCUAUUGUGGUCUACAGCCUGGAGCCCUCUUCCACGGCUCGAAGCUCUUCCUGAGUUUACUGAGCCAUCGCGGAAGUCGUAUAUCAUCAAUGCCAUUAAUACCGCCUAUCAAGCUACUCACGGAAAUGAUAUACCAGGGGUCUUUGUGAAAGGGGUGGAUUUCGAAGCUCAAGUAUCGGAGUUGGAGAAAAUAAUGGAAAAGGCUUUGGAAGAUGAUGAUUGGACCUUGUUGUUUUCAAACUCACGACAUUUUGUCAAGACUGACAUCGAUGCUUCUGGAGAAGAGGUAUGGGUGACUUCAGGUGGUGGCUUUGAACGAAGCGUAUUGCUUCUCCUCUUCCAGAAAUACUUUGAAAAACGGUUUGAAGAACUAUGCACACCACUUAUCGACUGUUAUUAUACCCUCUCAACCGUCCCCAUGUCCUCUACAACACCCAUAUCUGAGACCAAACGUCGGGAUUUGGGACUAUUUGGUGCAACCGUGGCCCUAGCCCUGGUUAACGGUUACCUUCCAGAGAAGCUCAAUCCGCUUCUGCUAGUGUAUUUUCUCUCAGACUGCCAGUUUGAGUGUCUAAAUAGGACUGCAGUCAUGGAUCUUUUCCCGGAACUCGGUGCAACUAUAGACGACUGGCUUUCAACGCCAUACGACAACGACUCUAAUUUGAAUAGAUUUCAAGCACAUUUUGCCACGUAUCAUAACAUGGAGGUGCAGCUUGAUAUUUGACAUUCCGUCUUGAUCUCAUUCAGGAAAUGCCAUACAGACUUCCGCUCUGACCAAUCGUACAAAAGAAAUGCACAACUCUAUUGCCCAUCAUAUGCUUCACAAUGCCAUUAUUGGCCCGGCUGAAAUAAAUCAUCCAUACUUCCAGGCUUUUAUAAAGGGAUUCAGACUUUCCUGCAAAAACCACUAUACCUUACCACAGAUUUCCCGCAGCUUUGCAGGAGGUUCCUAUGAAUUUGUUAUGCAUCUAUCAAAGACGAUGAUUAAGGAUUUGAAUUCGCUUCCAAUACGUUAUUUCAAUCAGACUACGGCUUCAACAAAUACGGUUCUUCAAAAUGCAUAUCGGGUAGUCUUUGGGGGAGAGUUUGUGUUUGAUGCAUGGUUUGAAGACUUCUUACUGGGAUUAGGAACGCCUUGCCCAACCUUACUCAACUCCGCCAAGGAUCGUUU
This is a messenger RNA of Lentinula edodes (shiitake mushroom), 2030 nucleotides long. RefSeq lists its product as uncharacterized. The transcript has 8 exons. NCBI's taxonomy places the organism in Eukaryota, Fungi, Basidiomycota, Agaricomycetes, Agaricales, Omphalotaceae. The record is from RefSeq and is a predicted model, not a curated record. The coding region runs from base 297 to 1583 and encodes 428 amino acids.